Medioppia subpectinata is the source of this 1713-nucleotide messenger RNA. The record is from the annotation of a GenBank genome assembly. NCBI's taxonomy places the organism in Eukaryota, Metazoa, Arthropoda, Arachnida, Sarcoptiformes, Oppiidae.
AUGGACAUCCGGUCCAACGCCUGGUUUCACGGAUCCAUUCCUCGAUCCAAAGCCGAGCACUUGCUGUCGACGAGCGGACACUUUCUGGUGAGGAAUUGCAGCUCAAGACACGACGACUACGUGUUGUCGACCAGAAGUGGUGGUCAUGUCUUGCAUUUUGUCAUCUCUCGGGUUGUGAUGAAUGCAAACACGGAUUACCAGAAGAUUCGGUACUCUUUGGAAGACGACUCGUUCGACUCCAUCACUGAUUUGAUCACAUAUUAUGUGGGAAACAAACGGCCGCUCACUUUGGCCUCAAUGGCUGUCAUCACAACUCCCGUCAAUCGCAGCCAUCCUUUAACUUCACUUCAAAACACCAUUAAUUACAGCAAAACUCUCUUCUCAUCCAAAGUCUCGUCUUUAGAGAAACGACGCGAAGAAUACAAAUCGGAAACAAUUACUUCGUAUUCGAGCGAAGAUAUCAGACAUCAGACGUCGACUCCUCCCAAACCGAAUCGAUUCCAAACAGGGAUUCGCUUGUCUUCGACCACUUCUUUGACGGAACAGAAGUUUUCAAAUAUGAGUCUUAAUUGUGAUAAUCUAUCGGAAAGUAGUGGUCAUUCUUCGCAUAAAAAUGGAUCCAAUGGUUCCGAAGACAGCGCUUUCUUCUCGGAAAACAUUUCUCCGAAACAAAUGGAAGAAAAUAAAUACGAAACGAAAAAUAUGAAAAUUAUUAACGAAAAAAGUGACCAAACAUUUCUUCCGCAAACCUUUUGUUCGCAAAUCAAAGCGCAAUCAUUUCAUACAUAUCUAUUGCCUAAAGAUAAUAAGCCUUUGGACUCUUCAGCUAUAAUUAAGAUCCAAUCGGUUCUGUCGGACACCGGACCACGAAUUCUGGCCAAUCAUUUGGCCAAAUGUGAUCUUCUAUUCAUUCGAUUAAAGGAUUUGAACCAUGACUUUGGUUAUGGGAUUCGAUCGGCGUUUGAAACUAUUCUUUUGCCAAAUGGAAGACAAUUGCGUUUAGAUUUACUCGAAAGACAUAAAUGUCUGAAAUAUUUUAUUUGUAUAACAAUUUUGACGGCAAUUAAUGACGAGAAAAGAGCUUUAAUUUUGAAUAAAUGGAUUGAAAUCGCGGCCGAAGUGAAGACAGCUUUAGGAGAUUUGUUCGGUUUCGGAGCCGUAAUGGAAGCGCUUUCGAUGGAACCGAUUCUGAAGCUGAACAACAUCUGGUCUCUCGUGCGCUCAAACUUUACUCCGAAUGCAAUCAAUUAUGAAACCAAACUUAAGCCACAAUUCAAAUCCAUGAUUGAAUGCAUAGAACCUCAGGCUCCGAAUACGUGUUUUCCGUUUAUUUUGACUUUAAUUCAAAUACUGGAAAGUCAUUGGGAUUUAGUCGAGAGUCAGAAAGACAGCGAUAAGAGAAAGUCGUCGCAAUGUUUGGGCAUUUGGUUCGAGCAGACGUCCGAAGAUUGCGGUCUUCAGCAGAUCCUCAAUCACUUGGAGUCCGGGACAGCAUUUGUCGCACAAUUGGAUAUUUAUAGACGAAACGCACGCAUCGUUUCCGAUAGUCUUAAGUUUGACGAACUGUUGACAGAUAUGUUUAAAACAGAAUUUCAUCGACAGUUUCUCUUCGGCUUUCGUGGAUCUGAUGUCGAAAGCGAUGAAAAGUUUGAUAAAUUUGAUAAAAUAAUCGCAGCUUUAGUCAGAAAAUGUGAAGCAAACGUCCAGUUCUAG